GUUCCAGCAGUACCACAAGAAAAAAGAUAAGAGCUCCUCUCAUAGCCUAAUCCCUUAAAAGCCUUUCCACAUUCCACCUCAGGAAGACAGAAAAUGGGCACUGCCUCUCAUCACUUACUUGUUUCCAUGGGAUUCUUUGUCGCGUUCAUGGCAUUGUGUCUGCUUCCUCAGCCUGUGCAGGCCGCCACCAGGCAUUACCACUUCAAUAUCAAGAUGCAAAACGUUACACGAUUAUGUCACACCAAAAGUAUAGUCACCGUAAAUGGGCAAUUUCCUGGACCUCGCGUUGUGGCAAGGGAGGGCGACCGCCUACUUAUAAAAGUCACUAACCAUGUUUCCAACAAUAUUACCAUCCAUUGGCAUGGCAUUAGACAGCUUCGCAGCGGAUGGGCAGAUGGGCCAGCCUAUAUUACCCAGUGCCCCAUACAAACUGGGCAGAGCUACGUGUAUAAUUUCACUGUGGUUGGCCAACGAGGAACCCUUUUCUGGCAUGCACAUAUUUCGUGGCUAAGAUCGACUGUUUAUGGGCCUUUGAUCAUCCUUCCAAAGAAAAACGUACCUUAUCCUUUUGAGAAACCCUACAAGGAAGUCCCCAUCAUAUUUGGAGAAUGGUUCAAUGCAGAUACGGAAGCCAUAAUCAGCCAAGCUUUACAGACAGGUGGAGGUCCAAACGUCUCCGACGCCUACACCAUCAAUGGGCUUCCGGGGCCGUUGUACAAUUGCUCUGCCAAAGAUACGUUCAAGCUUAAGGUAAAGCCUGGAAAGACUUACCUCCUCCGCAUGAUCAACGCUGCACUGAAUGAUGAGCUUUUCUUUAGUAUCGCAAAUCACAGCCUUACAGUUGUUGAUGCUGAUGCGAUUUAUGUGAAACCCUUUGAGACCGACACAAUUCUGAUCACCCCUGGACAGACCACAAAUGUUCUUCUUAAGACUAAACCAAAGUUCCCAGGUGCCACUUUCCUCAUGACUGCUAGGCCCUAUGUCACAGGUCAAGGCACUUUCGACAACUCCACUGUUGCUGGAAUAUUAGAAUACCAAGCCCCACUUCGUCAUUCUGCCCUCUCAAUGAAAAAGCUACCCCUUUACAAGCCAAUUCUGCCAGCUCUAAAUGACACUAUGUUCGCCACAAAUUUCUCUAAAAAGCUGCGUAGCUUAGCCACUCCUCAGUUCCCUGCUAAUGUUCCCCAAAAGGUAGAUAAACAGUUCUUCUUCACAGUGGGAUUGGGAACACACCCUUGUGAUAAAAACCGAACCUGUCAGGGCCCGAAUGGCACUAAAUUUGCAGCAGCUGUCAGUAAUAUUUCGUUUGUGCAGCCCACAACAGCUCUCCUCCAAGCCCAUUACACGGGCCAAUCCAGCGGCGUUUACAGCCCAGAUUUUCCAAUCAGUCCAUUCCACUGGUUCAACUACACUGGAAACCCUCCAAACAACACUAUGGUGGCAAACGGGACAAAACUUAUGGUUUUGCCCUUCAACACCAGUGUGGAGUUAGUCUUGCAGGAUACCAGUAUUCUUGGGGCUGAGAGCCAUCCUCUCCAUCUGCAUGGAUUCAAUUUCUUCAUCGUUGGACAAGGAUUCGGCAACUAUGAUCCAAAUACAGACCUGAAAAACUUCAAUCUUGUUGACCCGAUUGAGAGGAACACUGUUGGCGUGCCCGCCGGUGGAUGGGUUGCUAUUCGGUUCUUGGCGGAUAAUCCAGGUGUAUGGUUCAUGCACUGUCACCUGGAAGUCCACACGAGCUGGGGUUUGAAGAUGGCAUGGCUUGUGUUGGAUGGAAAGCUUCCCAAUCAAAAGCUCCUUCCUCCGCCUGCUGAUCUUCCCAAAUGCUGAUAAAAUGGCAGAGUU
Sesamum indicum (sesame) is the source of this 1845-nucleotide messenger RNA. Its product is annotated as laccase-17. Gene Ontology annotation, molecular function: hydroquinone:oxygen oxidoreductase activity; copper ion binding. Gene Ontology annotation, cellular component: apoplast. Lineage: Eukaryota; Viridiplantae; Streptophyta; Magnoliopsida; Lamiales; Pedaliaceae. Gene Ontology annotation, biological process: lignin catabolic process. The record is from RefSeq and is a predicted model, not a curated record.